Galleria mellonella (greater wax moth) is the source of this 4316-nucleotide messenger RNA. RefSeq lists its product as uncharacterized. Bases 2826 to 3803 code for a protein of 325 amino acids. The transcript has 2 exons. The record is from RefSeq and is a predicted model, not a curated record. NCBI's taxonomy places the organism in Eukaryota, Metazoa, Arthropoda, Insecta, Lepidoptera, Pyralidae.
GUUUCAGUAAGAGAAUAGUUUGUGUUUGUGUCCGUUUUUGUUUGCGGCGUUUUCGCAAAGCAAAAAAAGGCGUCAAAUUCCUACGUCGUUAGUGUACCAAAACUAAAGGCACGAGGAAAUUAUAGCGAAUGGUGCUUUGUUGUAGAGAAUUUUCUAGUGUUAGAAGGCAUGCUUGGGUGUAUCAAGUUGGAGCCUAAUCAACCACGUAUAGACGUUGCGGACAAUGCAAGAACCAAGGUGAAACUGAUUCUAACUAUAGAUCCGUCAAUUUACUUUCAUAUAAAAGAAAGUUAAAACUACAAAGGAUCUAUGGAAUAAACUUUAAUCUUUAAACGAUGAUUCUGCCUUUACAAGUCAUAUUUGAUUGUUAAGAAACUUGAUAUCAAUCAGAUUGGAAAAUAGUGCCUCGAUGAAUUUCUAUGUUACACAAAUUGUGAAAAUCGGCCAAAAAUUUGGCAGGAGCCGGCUUCAAUAUUAGUGACGAGUGGAUCGGUUCGUUAUUAUUAGCAGGAUUAACCGAGAAAUAUUCACCUAUGAUAGUGGCCAUUAAACAUUGUGGAAUGUCAAUUACGAUAGACGCCAUUAAAUCAAAGUUACUUGAUAUGGAACCGGAAGAGAAAGAGACAAAUAAUGCGCUGGCGAGCUUUCAACAAUACCAAUAUAAGAAAAGUGGCAAGUAUAUGUCCAAAAGGAAAUGCUAAACAUGGCGUCCAAGUGUCAAAACCAAACGUCAAUCAGAUUACGUGCUAUCGUUGUAAAUAAAUCGGUCACUAUCGAAAUCAAUGCAAAAACGUAAAUAAAAAUUCAACUAUCGAAACGGCACAACGUUUAUCCGGAAUGAGAAAGGAGGCUAGUUACACCAACAGCAGGCCACAGAACAAUUGAGGCAAUUCGUCCAAUCUUUAAGCAUUGAUAGGAAAAGAGAAGAAAAGGGCCGCUAACAUUCCGGCUCACACUGGUACUUACCGGAUACGGUUGUUUCGGUGCGAAUCUUCGGUCGUAGCUGCGAGGUUAUAGAUAUAGAGGUCCAUCGCCGAGCACACAAUCUCUACACUAUCCGGUUGCGCACCCGAUGACCGACCGAUUGCGACCAAGACCUGAAGCAUUCUUUUUGUUGUUUAUGUAUCUUUAUAUGUAUAUUCAUAUAUGUUAACUUAUUUACAUUUUCUCUGUUCACUGUCUACAUUUUUUAUGUAUCUAUCCUAUUUAAUUCCUUAAGAUUGUGUAUGAUUGACCUAAUAUGGUCUACCUAUGUACGCAAGAAGAUUGUAUCAAUGAUCGAGUUCAAACAUCUGUUUCUAUGCAUCCGAAAUCCUCAACGACAGCUUCUUACCUUGAUGUCGACAAUAAUGCAUUACAAUUCCUAUGAUGUUAAUUUUAGGGUAAGCACUAGAUACCUUCUUUUUUUAACUAAUUUUAAAUAGUUUUCUUCCUAAUGCCUCAACUUAAAUUUAUUUCUUUUUAGUUUUACCUACUUUUAUUGUUAUCAAUUGUUAUUCGAACUUAUGAAGUCAGAUUAUUUUGAGCUUCAAGUAACUGUCAGUUACAACAGUCCUUUUACUGGUCUAUCACAUACGCAGAUUCGUAAUUAAUCAAUGAGCCUUUUUGUUCUGGUGGUUGUUUAUCUAAGUGAUAUUUUGCUUGGAUGUAUGAUGUGUUUAUAGUGUACGAAGCUGUGUUAGUUGGUAUUAGUAUUUAAGGGGGUCUUCCUAUGUGAUGGGUUGAAAAAAUCGAUUUUCUUUUUCAUAAAUUGCUCCCUUAACAUGUCUAGAAUACGGUAGUAAAGCGAUUUUAGAAAAUUCGAAGUCGUUUUAAAGAUACAGCAGGUAAAAGGAAGAGCGGUUCGGAGCGCUGAGUUGGCAGUUAGAGCCCGGGCCUAUUGUGUACCGUCGGCUUUAUACGUGGCCUCCCUUUUAUUCAUAUAUCCGUUUAUACAAGUUUAGACACGUUUCUACAGACUUAAACAGAAAUUUCUAUUGUUAUAAUAUUUUACCGAAGUUAUUUUAGUCUUGGUUGAACUUCGAAGAGAGCAACAGCUACAAAUUAUUUUUUUUCAUAAUGAGUGGACGGAAAGGAAGUACGAGUGAAAAUGUUCAUCCUGGUCGUAGUAAAAAAAGAAAGUUUAGUGGAAACCGUUUUACCCACCAAAAUGAUACGGUAUUUACAUCAGCUUCGGCCAAUAAACUUAAAAAUAACAUGAACAUGGAGGUUCCCAUCGCUUCGAAUUUCGCAUAUUGCAUUUUGGAGUUUGUUUCUGUAUUUGCUGCAAUCUCUGAAAUAGUUAUAUGUAAAACUUGUAAAAGUGACGUGUCUAUUUCGCGAUCAAGUUUCCGAGGCCUAGGCUUUAAAAUUAUUUUAUCGUGUGAGUGUGAAAAACAGACAGUUAUAAACUCAGGCCCGUUGAUCGGAAAUGCAUUUGAGGUUAAUCGUCGGUUUGUAUUUGCGAUGCGAUUAUUGGGAGUUGGUCAAGAAGGAGUAAAUCUUUUCUGUAGCUUUAUGGACAUGUGUUCGGGUGUUGCAAAUUCUACUUAUACUGCACUACUGGAAAACAUUCAUAUUGCUACAUCUUCACUGUGUGAUACUUUAUUGGCAUUCGCUGUUACGCAAGAAAAAACUAUGAAUGAAAAAUCAGGAAAACCACAGGAUGAAUUGACUGUGUCAGGUGACGGUACUUGGAAGAAAAGAGGCUUUUCAUCUCUGCUCGGCGUAUCUACGUUGAUCGGCAAGUACACUGGGAAAGUUUUAGAUGUCAUGGUCAUGAGUAGUUUUUGUGGUGGAUGUAAUUUGUGGAAAAAAAAAAAAAAACAAAUCCUUUAGAAUACGAAAUGUGGUAUGAAACGCAUGUAGAUGAAUGCACCAUAAACCAUUCCGGAAGUUCCGGUAAAAUGGAAAUAAGUGCCAUCACGAAAAUGUUUCUGAGGUCUGUAGAAAAAUAUGGCGUAAAGUAUCUAACAUACAUUGGCGACGGUGACAGCAAAACUUUCAAGGGGAUCCUAGAUACUAAACCGUAUGGAGAUACUGCGGUAACAAAAAAAGAAUGUGUGGGUCACGUAGAAAAGAGGAUGGGAACACGACUUCGGGCUGUUAAAAAGGAUAAAACCAAUAAAGGAAUAGGAGGAAAAGGAGCAGGUAAACUUACUGAUAAAGUUAUCCAAGAAAUUACAAAAUUCUACGGAUUAGCAAUUCGACGCCAUCCAGAUUCGCUUGAAGAUAUGAGAAAGGAAGUUUGGGCAACGUACUAUCACAAAUGUUCUUCUGAUCAAAACCCUCAGCAUCAAUUUUGUCCAGAAGGCGAAGACAGUUGGUGUAAAUGGCGUAAGGCUGAAGCUAAUAAUGAACUGGACCAAUUUCAUCACGAUAAACCACCUCUAAUUCCGCAAGUCCAAGAAGCUAUCAAACCGGUUUUCGAAGAUUUAUCGAAAGACGAAUUAUUAAUUCGUUGUUUAGGAGCAGAGACACAAAACAAUAACGAAUCUUUGAAUUCUUUGAUUUGGACUUUCGCUCCUAAACAUCUUCAUUCUGGUCCCAAAAUUGUUGAAAUUGCUAGCUACUUAGCAGUUAUUAUCUUUAAUGAAGGUUUUCAAGGUAUUUUAAAAGUUAUGUCGAUUAUGGGAUGCCCUGUUGGUCGUGAAGCCCAAGCGUAUGUUGAGAAACGGGAUGAAAAGCGAAUCUUACGUUCUGAGCGGCGCGUAAGUGAUGUCGUUAAACAAGCCAGGAUUGACUCAAGAGCUGAACAAUCUGCUUUAAAAGAGUUUCACGAGGAAGAGGAAGGAAUACUCUAUGGACCAGGCAUCGCCGAUUGAGAGUAAGUUGAUAUUUUAAUAGUUUUUAACGGACUUGAAACUUUAAACGCGUUUUUCUCAAAACUGUGUUUUUCAAACUUUCCUCCAUUGUAUCUCAGAAACGGCUGGACCGAAUUACUUGAAAUUUACAGGGCACACUCAAUAUAUGUAAACGCAUGGAAUGAACUAUUAUCAAUCGAAAAUUUUCAAAACUUCGAUUUUUUUAUAGCAAAAAACAAAAAAAAAAACGCCUAAUUUGCAACUUUUAUUUCAAAUGUCUAUCAAAAAUCCAAUUUUUUUUAUAUUCAUUUGAUUAUAGGUCAUUCCGUGCUUUUAAGCCUACAAAUUAAAACGCCGUUUAUUUUUUUUUUUUCAGAUAAGCCGAUCAGCCGGAAUCGUGGAGGAAGUGGGAGCUCUUUUUUUCGAGGCGGGGGUGUUCAGAGCGCUGUAACUCUAGUUUGACUGAAUAUUUUUAGCUGAAAUUUUAUAUUUAUACUGUCCAAAUAUGUGUUAAUAAAUGAUAAAAAACUUGAA